Macrobrachium nipponense is the source of this 8906-nucleotide messenger RNA. RefSeq lists its product as uncharacterized. The record is from RefSeq and is a predicted model, not a curated record. NCBI's taxonomy places the organism in Eukaryota, Metazoa, Arthropoda, Malacostraca, Decapoda, Palaemonidae. The transcript is spliced from 9 exons. The coding region runs from base 25 to 8811 and encodes 2928 amino acids.
UGUGUAUGGCCCAGGUCUCUACAUAUGGUGAAAGCUACAGUGUCACUUGGUCACAAAAUUAUUCACACCAUUUUAAAGUAUGAGAAGUAUGGUAGUGAAAAAUAUAUGAUUGACACAAUGCUAGUCUUAACACAGACAGUAUCAUCUGUUGAAAAGCAACUAGUCAGGGUAUAUGACUUACAGCCUGUGAUGGAUACAAGAUGUGAUUUUUAUGGUGUUUCACAGGGUGCAGCAAGUUGCACUGUUACAAAUGUAAAAGUUUUGGCAGUGAACAUAAAAGAUUCCUACGUUCCUAUCAUAAACCAUAGGUUUAAAACUAUUUGGAAAUGUUUGUAUAGUAAUAUAAAAAACAUAUAUGUCAGGAUUCAAGGUAAAUACGAUAAAAAUAGUUAUCAAAAGUGUGUAGUUGUUAUAAGUCUAGUCCAAAGACACUUGCAAGAGCUGGGCUGUGAUAUUAGUUUCCCAAAACUUAAGGUAAAGCAAGGUAACAGUUUAAGUAUAAACGGGUUGUAUUACAGUGCUAUUGAAGUAUGGAAAAAUGAUGUAAAUAUCUACAUAGCACAAGGUAUUUGUAAGAAAAAGUUAAGCAGACGUUUGCAUUCUAUGUUAUAUGCAUAUAUAUUUUUGAAGGAUUAUAGUGGCCUAGCAUUAUUUAUUAAAUGGAUGUCUAGUUUAAUCACACACGACAGUGUCCAGAACUACAUUUCUUCUAGUCAUGCUAGUCAUUCAUCGUCAAAGAAAAGUCUUAGAAAUGAAAGGACAUUAUAUUCUGAACCAAGACAGUCUUCUUCACUGGGAGUAGAAAAUGGUGCUGGCACAUCUCAUAAGAAACCAAAGAAUCCUACAAAACCACAAGAAGCCAAGGGUGAAGUGAAAAAUACUCUGUACAAAUCAUAUCGAAAUGUAAUCCAUGCCGUACGAAUGGUGAUUGGCAGCUUUGGGCGAAUCCUAGCAAGGUUAUUUAUGAAGCAAGAUGUUUUUGUCUCUCUCCCACAUAGGCCCCACGACAUUACUCCCCUUUGGUUAAGUGAUGCAAGAGCUGAAGAUUCAGGUAUGGUGCUCUGUAAUGCCAGCUGUCUGAAAGAGGCUAUUCAGGGAAACCAUUGGACACCUGAAAUUGCUGCUCAAGCCUUGUGCUUUUCAGGGAACUGGUAUGACUUGGUAGUUUUUGCUCAAGAAUUGGGUGAUAAGAGGAUUUCUUUAUUCAGCAGUAUUGUUGCUUCCAAGAUUGAAGCAUCAAGAUUUACUUUACCACCCAGCCUUUUUCCAGAGGCAGUAAUCAAAGAACUAAUGAUAGAAUUGUGGUGCACAAGAGAGCUUGAUGCUUCAUUAUUCCAGUGUUAUCAAGACCUAAUGAAAGUGGCAGCAAUGGCACAAAUAGAAAUUUUCCCUGAUAUCCUAGCGACUUGCUUGUUGAAUAUAAGAGAUGUGAUGCAAGAACUACCUUUGAUUGUUCCAGAUGAAAUAUAUUUGCCUGCCCCUCCUGUCUUUUGCCCACAACUCAUACCCAAUGAAAACUUGAAGGAAGGAAAUGGAGAUAAUGGAAAGAAUGAAGUCUUUUCACGGAAAACCUUGGCCAGAUGGGUGCGCCUUUUUGCAGUUGUGAUAAGCUCUUCUGGGAUUGCACAACAUUUAAUCAGUGACUGGUGUAAUCUUUUUAAUUGUGACUCUGACCAGAAGUCAGAUAUUUACUUACAAGAGAUAAGUAAUCUAUCUGACGCACUUAUGGUAAGGAAAGGGUUAGUUCCACAAGGACCAGAGUGGAGCAGUAUAUUUCAGUCAUGGCAAGAGUUAUUAUACCAUCUUUGGUUGUUGCACUGCCGUGAUAAAUUGUCUUUGCAACUUAGAAAAUUUUCUGAAUUCACUCCAUUUCAUUCAAAGAAUAAGAAGAAACUUGGUGUUCUGAAGGAAAUUUUGACAUGGACCCUAGAAAUCAGUAAACAAACUUUCUCAAGUGUUUGGAAAGAAAAAACAAUUAGCGUUGCUCUAACAGCAGCAAGUAACGUUUCUCCAUGUUUAGACACAGUACAGACAUUAAGCAGGAUUCUGCCUGAUCCAGCAAAGUUACCGUCUCUAUUAAAAGACAAGGCCAAAAGACUUUUUGAUGCAUGGAAAAGCACUCCUUUUGAGAGUGAAUUGGAAGCUGAUGGCUAUCCAGAUUUCUUCAGCCUAUAUGAAAAAUUCUGUGCAGAAGAAAAAAAAUUUUUGGCUGAAAAUAUCAGAUGUCAAAAAGUAACUGAUGAUGACUUGAGGGAUGAAGUGUGUUUUGCAGUACCUAAUUUUCAAGAGACAACUAAAGAUAUGAAAAGAGAGUAUCAGAAACUUGUUUUUUUAUUUGCCAGUAUGAAUUUUGCUAAAGAUGCUGAAGCUUUUCCCCAGUAUCAGGUUCAAAUCCCUUCUUUAACUCAGUUUAGCUCUAAAAUAACACAAUUAGAAUUUGAAGGCCUGAGAGUACAAAAACAUUUUUUUAACUUGAUAAAUUGUGUAAAAGAAUCUAGUCCUGUAGGUUCUCUUACAAAGUUUGGAAAUACAAGGUCACUGGAUGAGGUGGAUUGUGCACUUGUAGAAAAGAGAGGCCUUUUUAGGAAUUUGACCUACUCACAUAUUUGGCAAAAUAGUACUAAUACUAAACUUUAUAUUAAUAAGUCAGAAAGUUUGAAUGCUUCAUUAUACAGGAUCUCUGGAAAGGUAUCAAGGCGAACACAAAGCCUUUCUCCCUCAGUCAUAAAAGGUCAUGGACAGCAUGUAUCUAGUUUAAAGAAACCCAAGCCUUCUAAAUCAUCUCGUAAACGAGGCACUCGGCACAGUUCAGAAGAAAGAUUGAGAAAGCAUCAACGAUCCUUGGGAAGGGCAUCAUUAAGGUCUUCAGCACCUAAGCAUAGAAGCAAGAGCCUCCAGGUCAAAAGGGAAGAAAAAAAAAGCAAAAUGCUGGAUUUGAAGAAUAAGUCCUUAACUUCUGAAUCCCAUGGCAACUUAGCUGAUCAUCUGAAGCAGUUACUUUCUUCCAUAAAAAGAUUUAGUAAAAUAAAUGAAGCUUUUGAGGAGGAUAUUAAUUUUAUCUACUGGAUGAUGAGCAGUGAGAGAAUUUUUCUUUGCUCUCCCAUGAGAGGGAACUGUAGGGGUCAGACUGUUGCCAUAAAGAUAAAUUUACAAGUUGAAGAUGUAUUUUAUGGACUUAUGUGGUUUCAUUUCCCAAUAAUUCUGUCAACUAACUUUUUCCAUGAAGGACCCUCUAGCCCUAUGGGUGGUGCAACUGAAGGACAGAUCAUUCCCUUGACUGAUCAGCUUUUGAAGGAGAAAUUUUCCAAGAAAAAGGGGAGAACUUAUAAAAAGUAUGCCAGCAAAAAGAUGAGGCAAGUUAUGUCUUCUACAGUAAAGAAAGAUCAACCAAGCCUUUCUGAAGUGAAUGUACACAGUAGAGACAAGGGUGAGGACAAAAACACUAACGAAGAAGACCAUGCAAAUGUAUGUAGAUCUGAUGAAGUCUCUAACACCUUAAAAGUAAAAGAUGAGGAAUGUCAUCAAGAAUUAAAUGUUGAAAAAACAGAUUGCACUUCAGCUUACACACACAUAAAAGAGAAUGAUGACAAGAUGAGUUCUGAAAUUGACCUUUUUAAUGUUAAAACUGAGAGUAAAAGUUUGUCAGCUGAAGGUGAAGGACAUUCUGAAGAUAUGGGCAUGGGCUCUGAAGGACAUCCCUUUGAUAUAUCUCCUCCAGUCUCAAGUGUGCCACAGAAAGAACUGUUAGUCCCACAUACAGGCUCUGAUAGACAAAUAUUGUUGGAUAGUUCUCAGGUAAUUUUUGAUAAAUUAAAAGACAUGAAAGUACAAUUGACUGUUCCUGAAGAGCUCAGAAACUUAGUCCAAGCUCAGCAGGAUGGAAUUCAGGCAAUGAUCAGUGCUGCUCAUAAAUUUAAGGAAACUUUUGAAAAAAGCCAACAUGUUUUUCAAAGUUGUGAUGCUGGAAAUCAGACUGCUGAUCUUGGAAAGAUUACUUUGAGUGACACAAGAAAUGUAACCAAGGAAAUUAAUUCAGAAUAUAAGAAAGAUGGUAGCAAUAUAGAAGAGAAAACCAAAAAUGAAAUAUAUCAUAAAAAGACAAAAUUAGCAUCAAAAGAAGAACCAGUUAUCGUUUCAAAGGAUAAAAACUCUUGGAAGCCUUUUAAACUGAAACCUGAUGGCCUCCAUGUUAGACCAUCUAAACAAGUUAUUGAAGUUCAUAAAACACUCAAAAGUCAAGAUCAUCAAAACUUUGAAAUGCCCCACCCACUUACACUGAAGAAGAAAACCUUAACUCCUGUAGAAAUUCCAUCUGAAGUGCAAGAACUGAAAUAUUUUGGUGCCACAAAGCUGCUUCACCUUCCUCCAGAGAACAAAAGUGACAGUGAGAAAUUAACUCUUUCUGAUUUGGAUGAUGACGAAGAAUAUGUGUCUGAAUUGCAUGAUCAUAUGGCAGUAGAUGAUACUCUGGAUGACAUUACUUUACCUGACUCUUUGCAUGCAUCUGAUUUAGAAGAGGUGACUGUUGUAGAUUCUGCAAGUCAGCAUACUAUACAUGAAAAAUUAAUGAGGAACAAGGUUAGGAAUACUGAUAGUCAGUCAUAUGUAAAAAGAAAUAAAAGUAAAGCUUUAUCUGUAAAAGAUCAAAGAGUUGCUGAGUUCAGUGGAAUCAGAUCCAAACAUCAUCAGUGGGAUGAACAAUUGCAACUGAAGCCAGUUCCCUUUAAGAUUAAGCCAGCUGUAGAUGGAAUUAAUAAAGCAAGUGGCAUAUUAAGUAAAAACCAAACAGAUACUGGUCAUCUAACAAAAAAGGAAGGUUUUCAGGCUCCUUUAAAGUUGUUAGUUUUACCAAAGCAUGAUGAGAAACCUCGAUGUCAUGAAAGUUUAAAAGAAUACAAACCUCUGACUCUCAAAAAAAUUCCUUUUGGAAUUGUGCCACAGUUUCUGGAGAGUCAAAGAAAAGUAACUUUUCCUACUAGAAAUAUAGAAGAAACCACCAAAGAUACAUUUGUUCCUACCAAUACAGGGAGUGACAUUUUAGCCCUGGGAGAAAAUAAAUUGCGCAAACUGACUUUGCUAAAGUUACCAUCGUCUGCAGCAAAUGGUAAAGGAAAGAACAAAACUGAAACAACAUUCAAGUUCUUACAUCCAGCAGAGGUGUUUUCUUAUUACAGAAGGCAUAUGGAGAAAGGGGAAAUAAGUAAGUUUAGAACCUUAAAAGUUGCAGAAGCCAAUAAUGUACAGUUUAAUUCAAUUCCAACAAAAAGUGCUGAUAAGGAGAAUCAUGUAAAUCUUGGACUCCGUACUGGAGAAUUUCUGCAUGGGGUUAGUCCAUCUGUUGUUGAAAUUCCCUUACCACAAGGAAGACAGUUUGGUUAUGAAAUACCUUCACCAUGCCAAAUGCCCUCUGCUGUUGAGAUUCCUUCAUAUCAAAAGCAUUCUCUUGUGGAAAUGCCUUCCAUCCAAAAAAAGCCCUCUUCUGCUGAUGUCUCUUCACCCCAAAAAAGGACUUCUUUUUCUGAACUGUCUUCAUCACAAAAGCAAGCUGUUUUUGUUGAUGUGCCUUCACCACAAAGAAAGCCUUCUUUUACUGAGGAGUCUUCAUUGCAAAGGUAUUCUGCUGCUGAAAUUCUAUCCUCAUGCCAAGGAACAUCUGCUGUUGAUGUGCAUUCGGAAUUUGAAAUGCCCUUAAUACAUGAAGUACCUUCUGGCACUGAAGUUAAUUCAAAUAAAGAGAGUUUUGGUCCUGAGGUGGCAUCACAUGGAAAGUCCUCUGCAACUGAAAUAUCCUCAUUGCAUGAUAAUAUAUCUAUGAAUGAGCCUGAAGGUGUAUGCAAGGUAAGAGGUGAGAAUGAUUUUCUUGGUAAAAUUCAUGAUUAUGAAAAAAAAUAUGAGGCAGGGAUGUACAAAGAUAUCUUGGAUGACGCUAGAUCCCUUAAUAAACAAAAACAAACCACUCCCCGCUUUCAGUAUGAAGCAACAAAGCAAAUGGCUGAACUCUACAAACUUCAGAGGCAACAUUUUCAAGAAACCAAGGAGAUGCAAACUAUUGAUGGAAGUUCUUCAAGCAAUAACUCUGAAGGUUUGGCUAAUCCAAUAGAUGAAAUUGCAUCAUGUGAAAUUUAUGCUAAAAAUUCUGCUUCAGUUACUGAUUAUGGUAGGGAAAUUCUACCAGGAAAAUUGUGUGAUACACUUGGAGGCACUGAUUUAGUAUAUUCAGAAACAAAAACUGUGAAGGAUUCAUGGACAGAAACAAUCCUUGCAGCAGAAAAGACUGAGGUGCAGACACAGACACAACCUAAAACUGCAGUAGAUGCAUCAGUUACAGCUUGUGUGAGCCCUCCACCUACAAGCUCUUCAGCAGUACCCCAUGCCACAUUUUCAUUUAAUCAUGCUAGUUUAAUUGUGGACCCUUAUUCGCAAGCAUCCUUCCCUGAGAGUGUCAGUGGCAGUGUUGCUCAUGUCGUUGACAUUCCUCAAGAUGUUGUUAAAAAACGAUUGAAAGCUAUUGGUGAUGAUUUGAAUAGAACCAUACCUAGUGCACCCUCUAAUGAUCCCAGUGUUUUUUCAUCUGUUAAUCAGGGUUACGACACUGAAAAUUCAGUUUUGCAGAGUCACUUAAAAGAAAAGCUUUCUGAGAAAAAGGGUACUGAGACUCUACAGGACUUGGUGAUUGAGGGUAAAAAUAGGAGCCUUGGAAGUAAAAGCACAUCAUCAAGUCCUUCAGAAAUUGGGACACCAAAAUCAGUAGAAAUUAGUAAUAAGGAAAGUACAAGCAGUGUUGAACCAUUAAUGGGUGAACACACACCAGGAAGAAGUGAUCAGAUGCCUUUUAACCAGGUUUCUCAGGAAGGAGAUAAAAACACAUGUUGGACUGGAGAUUUUACUAUGGAAAACUUAACACAGGCUUUUAUAAAGGGAAAAUUAACCUUUGAAAGAUUUUGUGAAUUAAGUAAUAAUGCUGUGGAAACUGAUGACUUGUUAGAUAAAGAAAGAGGAGCAAAGGAGGGUGAAUUACAUAUUAAGGAGGUUGAAGAACUAGAAAAGGAAGCUAAAGCAGCAGUCUUGGGACUUCAAGCUUCAAAAAAACUUUUGUCCAGGUUAGAUGUUGUAAUCCAAGAAUCACAGAGAAUGGAGAAAGAAAAAUUUUUAGAAAGAUAUGUUGGGUCAUAUUCUUCAAGAACUGCUGCAUACACAAGAAGUAGGAAACCCAAAGCAUCUGUAAAGCAAGAAUGGCAGAAGGUCCAAUCUGAAUUUCAUAGUACUCAGAAUGCUGACAGUCUUCUGCAGUUUAUUGAAAGUGUCAAGCCAGAGGAUAUAUCUGAUGAAAUGAUUGACAUCAUCAUGCAUUAUACUGAAAUUGCAGAAGGACUUCAUGAGGCUAAAGAUCACUCUGCAGCCAAGGAGAAAGAAUCUAAGAGUGUUCAUACGAAACGGAUUACUAGUCCAAGAAAUCAGGAACUGAGAAGUGACAUUCACUCACCUGGUCAUGGAACCAGCGUAUACUCUCCUGACCUUUUAGGUGAAAAUCCCAGUCUUGUACAGCAGAUGCAAGACCUUCCUUACUCUCCCAAUCUUCAUAUUGAUCUGAGGAGCAUAAGAUCAGAGAGCAGUAGUACUUUUGCAAAUGUGCCAAAUUUCCUCUUUUCUGCACAAAGUAAUUCAUCAUCCAUUAUUGAACAAGAAAAACAAAGAAAGAGGACUGAAAUCAGAAAGUGGAUGAAAGAGAAGAGAAAGGAGAGAAUUAAGAAGUCUUCUGAUUUGCAAGGGAAGAAAUCAGGUUUGCAGCUCUUCGGCCAGAUGGAUUCAAAUUUAGAGCAUUCAGGACCUAAGUGUGGAAUAACUGGAAAACAAAUACGUGACAGCAGUCGUGAAAAGGAAGAGAAAAGACGGCAGCUGCGCCGGAGUCUUGAGACAAAAUUGGAAAAGGACAUGAAUGAACUUCUUGAUGACCUUAGUCAGCAAGCGUCAUCACACAGAGAUCUCCUUCACAGUUCACCUUCAUCCUUGAAGAAAAUACCACAAAAGUUGUCCCCAAAGCCUGUUACCUUUACAUCCAGGGCUCCUAGGAAACAGGUUUACCAUGACAGUUACACAUACAUGGCACCAAAGAGCUUUAAUGAAACAUUUACUGUUUCCCAAGAAAACCUGGCAAGCUUUAAUGAAACUUAUAUUAUUGCCAAAAGGAACCAGCCAAACUUAAAUGAAACCUUUACAAUUGCCAAAAAGAACCAGCCAGCCUUUAAUGAAACCUUCACUAUUGCCAAAAAGAACCAGCCAUCCUUUAAUGAAACUUAUAAAGCUACCACAAAGUAUAUGCCCCAAGGACCUCACUUGGGUAGAGAUAGAUUUACCACUUUGAGAUCGGAAUUCUUAAAACCGGAUGAUCUUGGUUUUGGUACUUUUUCCCAGGGCAAUAAAUCAUCAAAUGGGAAAAGGGAUAGGUUACCUCUCAGUCAGAAGAAUGAGGUUAAAGCAGAAUACAAAAAUAUUGUGGUAGAAUUAAACAAAUUAACCGAGUGCAUUCAGUCAACAGAUGAAACCAGACUUUCAAAGCCUAAAAGGCCUUCUGUACAAAUGCAGUCUGUUACUAGAUUCAAUACACAACCUAAGAAAGAAAGCAUAACAAAGAAGGUGCUAGUACAUCAGAGGGCUUCAAGUGUAAGCUUACCCCUAGAUAGGAUUUCAGAAGUUGAUUCAGACACAUUUUCUUCAUUUUCUGCUGGAGGUGAAGAAAGAUCAGGCAAUGGUUCCAGCUCUGAUAUUUCCUGGAAUGUUCCUCCAGAAGUGAAAAAAGUGCUUUACAAUUAGCAUUUUUCGUUAUCAAAAGAAAAUAUGUGAUAGUGUGUAGGAUUUUUAAUUUUGUGUACCUGAAACCUUUUGAAAAUAAAAAUUAUACAUUUUAA